This is a messenger RNA of Morus notabilis, 891 nucleotides long. RefSeq lists its product as uncharacterized. The record is from RefSeq and is a predicted model, not a curated record. NCBI's taxonomy places the organism in Eukaryota, Viridiplantae, Streptophyta, Magnoliopsida, Rosales, Moraceae. The transcript has 3 exons. Gene Ontology annotation, molecular function: zinc ion binding; nucleic acid binding. Bases 1 to 891 code for a protein of 296 amino acids.
AUGGCUGAUAACAUGAGCGUGGUUGUUUCUGCUAGAAGCAACACUAUGAGGCCUAAGCCGUCGCCGGUGGGACAAACGUCUGUCUCGGUCCUAACCCCUGCUUUGAUCUUGACACGGCCUUCACCAGUCUUGGUUCAUGUGAACCACAAUGAGAAGCCUGAUAAAGAUCCUCCUACUGUUAGAGAGGAUGAAGUGGAUACUCAAGCAUUCCAUGCAGUUGAUGCAUGGAACCAUUCUGCCUUCCUAUGUCGGAACUAUGUGUUGAACGACUAUAUUGAUGGACUUUACAACGUGUAUAGCUUAAAGAAAACAACUGAGGAAUUAUGGGAAUCUUUAGACCAGAAAUACAAGUCUGAAGACGCGGGUGCUAAGAAGUUCUUAAUGCACAAGAGGAAAGAAAUGACCGUUGAGCAAUUGGUUGUCAGGCUUCGUAUUAAAGAAGACAAUAGGCGGUUUGAGAAGAAGUUCUCCAAUGCAACCGCAAGCUCUGCUGAGGCUAAUGUGGUGGAGCAUGAUGGCUCCAAAAAGAAAAGAGAACCCAGAUCCAAGUUGGGACCAAAAGGAGGAAUUGUCAAGAAAAAAUUCCAAGGGAAAUGCUUCAAUUGCAAUAAGGUUGGGCACAAGUCGGCAGAUUGCAAGCUGCCGAAGCAAAACAAGGAUAAAGAGGCCAAUGCGGUGGACACCAUUUCUAAAGAAGUAUCCGACAUCAGCUUGUCAACUGUUGUCUCCAAAGUGAACUUGGUCGACUCCAAUCCAAAGGAGUGGUGCCUCGAUACUGGGGCUACUAGACACAUUUACUGUGACUGGGCCAAGUUUGUUGAUCUAAUUCCGUUGGAAACUGGAGAGAAGCUUUUCAUGGGUAACUCCGCAACUUCUGUGAUCAAAGGCUAA